Xenopus tropicalis (tropical clawed frog) is the source of this 4590-nucleotide messenger RNA. RefSeq names its product DDB1 and CUL4 associated factor 8 (gene dcaf8). The coding region runs from base 234 to 2048 and encodes 604 amino acids. The record is from RefSeq and is a predicted model, not a curated record. Gene Ontology annotation, cellular component: nucleus; Cul4-RING E3 ubiquitin ligase complex; cytoplasm. The transcript has 14 exons. NCBI's taxonomy places the organism in Eukaryota, Metazoa, Chordata, Amphibia, Anura, Pipidae.
GCCACGCCCACAAGGCGGCUACGUGCCGCGUCACCGCGCUUACGUGUAGCCGUGACGCUUGAAUCUCGCGUGAUGAGGCUUGUGGCGUUGGGAUUUGGAGUGAGACAGGAGGCGAGAGGCUUGCAGGGAACGGCUUUGCGGCCUUUCAUUUGCGGCGCACAGACCCGCUGUGCCCACACAGGCGGGUUCCAGUAGUCUGACUGCACAAGCCUGUUGCAUUGUGGGAAAUCAGCAUGUCGUUCAGUGGGGAAAUGGCCAAUGGCAAAACAGACGUAGCAAACAGUGGCUUUUCCAGUAGCCCAGAGGACAUGUCGGGAGCAGAGGAAGGGAAAGAGAACUCAUCGGGGAUAGAGGUGGAAGCUUCAGACGUGAGUUUGAGUCUGACUGGGGAUGAGACUGGCACGACGCAGGCAGAAAGCAGAGACACUUGCUCUGAGACCUCGGGGGAAGAUAAAGACUCUGACAGUAUGGAUGACACGGGUCAUUACUCCAUUAAUGAUGAGAACCGAGGGAAUGACCAGUCCCAUUCAGAAGAUGAGGAGGAGGAGGAAGAAGAAGAAGAGGAUGAGGAAGAAGAAGAAGCAGUGCGGCAUCGAAAACGGGCCCAGCGCAAAAGAGCCAAUCGCGAUCAGGACUCAUCAGAUGAAGAGCGGGCUCUGGAAGACUGGGUUCUGUCGGAGAAGACACCGCUACCCCGUCCUCGAUGGCGGGCCCUCCGCGCUCUCAGGCAGAGACAGAUGGGCAGCAGCACUCGCUUCAUCUACGACGCCUGUGGGGCCCGGGGAUUUGUGCAACGAUUUCGCCUCCUUCACGGAUUGGAUGGGCACAGUGGCUGUGUAAACACCCUGCACUUCAACCAGAGGGGCACCUGGUUGGCUAGUGGCAGCGAUGACCUCAAAGUGGUGGUGUGGGACUGGGUCAGGCGGAAACCUGUGCUGGAGUUCGAGAGUGGCCACAAAAGCAAUGUGUUCCAGGCAAAGUUCCUGCCGAACAGCGGAGACUCCACGCUGGCAAUGUGUGCCCGGGACGGGCAGGUGCGGGUUGCAGAACUGUCAGCCACCCACUGCUGCAAGAACACAAAGAGAGUGGCACAGCACAAGGGCGCGUCUCAUAAGCUCGCUCUGGAACGAGACUCUCCAUGCACUUUCCUGUCUGCCGGCGAGGACGCCGUGGUCUUCACCAUUGACCUACGGCAAGACCGGCCAGCCUCGCGCCUAGUGGUCACCAAGGAGAAGGAGAAGAAGGUCGGCCUGUACACCAUAUAUGUCAAUCCGGCCAACACCUACCAGUUUGCUGUGGGUGGCAGGGAUCAGUUUGUCAGGAUCUACGACCAGCGGAAAAUUAAUGAAAAUGUAAAUAACGGCGUGCUCAAAAAGUUCUGCCCCCAUCACCUGGUGACGAGCGAGGCCAAGGCCAAUAUCACAUGCCUGGUGUACAGCCACGAUGGCUCAGAGCUCCUCGCCAGCUACAACGAUGAAGAUAUCUAUUUGUUCAACUCCUCCCACAGCGACGGCGCCGAGUACAUCAAGAGAUACAAAGGGCAUCGAAACAACGCCACAGUUAAAGGGGUGAACUUCUACGGCCCCAGAAGUGAAUUUGUGGUGAGCGGCAGCGACUGUGGCCAUAUCUUCCUGUGGGAGAAAUCUUCCUGUCAGAUUGUACAGUUCAUGGAUGGGGACAAAGGAGGAGUGGUUAACUGCCUGGAGCCGCACCCCCACCUGCCCGUGCUAGCCACCAGCGGCCUCGAUUAUGAUGUGAAAAUCUGGCUUCCAACUGCCAAAGAGCCGACAGAAUUAAAUGGCCUUAAGGAGGUGAUUAAGAAGAAUAAAAGGGAGCGGGAUGAGGACAGCCUACAUCACACCGACCUGUUUGAUAACCACAUGCUCUGGUUCCUGAUGCACCAUCUGAGGCAAAGGGGGCAGCGCAGGAGGAGGAGAGAUGCCGGCCUGGGCGCGGGCGAUGCCGAUUCCGACGACUCUCCCAGUUCCUCCGACAGCUCCGACGACGACGAGGACGGACCAGAUCGAGUCCAGUGCAUACCUUCAUGAGUAUCCGCUACCCUCCGGGGCUAGAGCCGGCAUGAUGGCAUCCCAUGCUGGUGGGGGUGGGAGAGGAGUUUGUUACUAACGGACAGUUUCAGCUUUUUAUUAAGGUUAUAGAACAAUCGUUUAAAAAAAAAAAAAAAUAUCCAAAACAAUGAAAAACACACAAAAAAGUCCUCUUCUGCCCAGUUCCGCUUUUUUUUUCUGUUUUUGGAAAAGGGCAUCCUGUGCUUGGCAUCAAUUGCACUUUGGAAUUCUCUGCUUUAGUGUAAAAACCACGUGAUUGGGGGAUCUGUUGGAACCACCUCGCCGUCUCAUAGGACUAAAUAGAACUUGCAAUGGAAGAGCGGAAGGAUUAUUUUUGUCAGGAAGAUUUGCCCCACCGUUUCUCCAAUCCUUUAUAUAAGAUGAGUUCUCCAACACUUAUGGCUUUUUUUUUGGUCUAGGUUCUAGAUCUACUUUGUUCUCUUGCAGCGUCCCUGUUUAUAAUUGUAACAAACGGGGUUCAUGCAUAGCAGUGAGUGCAACGACGGAGACCUCUAUGCUUCCAUUGCAUCUUGGAUGUGUGCUCUACAGCAUAUUAAAUAUGACUGCUCAUUAUAGUAACUUUUUUUGUUUUCCGAGACCCUCAUGGGAGGUCCUGGAAUUAAGCCCACCCAUGCGGAACUUAGGCAGUCUGAGUUAAAGCUCUUCCACAGCUUGGAGUGGUUAUUCUACUUUACUACCAGCACAGCAUUAAUAACUAUUGAUGAGAAGAUUAUGGAGUCAUUAAUCAGGUAGUUCCUUUUCUGUUGAAAGUUGAGUCAUCAACUGAUUGGGUUCUUCUCAGUCAAAAGGGAGAAGAACAUGAAGUCAUCAGCUGGUUGGGUUCUUCUCUUCUCAGGCAAAAGGGAGAAGAACAUGGAGUCAACUUGUUGGGUUUUUCUCAGUCAAAAUGGAGAAGAACAUGUAGUCCUCAGCUGGAUGGGUUCUUCUCUUAUCAGGCAAAAGGGAGAAGAACGUGGAGUCAACUGGUUGGGUCCUUCUCAGUCAAAAGAGAGAAAUACAUGGAGCCAACUGGUUGGGUUCUUCUCAGUCAUAAUGGAGAAGAACAUGGAGUCAUCUACCUGAUGAUGGUUUCUUCUCAGUUGAAAGUGAGAAGAACGGGGAGCAAUCAACUGGGUUGGGUUCUUCUCGGUCAAAAUGGAAAUGAACGUGGACUCCUCAACCGGGUGGUUUCUUCUCAGUCAAAAGCUGCCAAAGAGCCAUAGACUGAAUACUGAUGCAGCGUGUGUGUUGUUUCUGCAGUUUGACCUUACGGCCCAUUUCACAGUCCUCCACUGCCCGCUUGUUUGAAGAAGCCAUAGACAAAGCUGUAUGUAGACACUAUCUAGGAUGUUCGGAGCAGCUGCACCGGCAUAUCUAGAUACUAGCCAUCCCCUGCCUUAGUUCUGCUCUGAAUGCAAUUGCCGGCUGUGCAUUUGUACACAAAAGACCCACCGCAGUCAUGUACGUAGGGUACCAUCCUGGGGAUCUCUUUGAAGGAUCCACCACUUCUAAAGCUAUUCUGAUAUAUUUGUGACCGUAGACUUUUCCACCCUCUUCUUCUGGCAUUGGCCCUAAUAACCCUUCAUAUCUCAAGAUCUUUGUGACCCUACUUAAGAAGGUCCGGCUCUAACUUGUGUAUGAUGGUUGAUCAAAGUCACGAUUGACCUCAGUGACCAACCUUGGUAGCUGGUCUUGAUCUUCAGAAGGGUUGCAAAAGUUGAAUUGACACCCUAUUCGUUGACUAACUAUGGUGAAUUCAUUGUCCACAUUCGUUGGAAAAUGAUCUUAUUGGUUAGUAUCCUCUAAUUAUGAUAGCAACAGCUCCUCUAGUGGCCUUAAACAGAUGAUGCCAUCUUGUUGCAGUCGUAGGACGAGGCAAAGACCAUGUCCACUCUCGCUCCUUCUAUUAAUCAUGUCUUACCAACAAUACAGCCAUAUUGGCACCUUCUUAGCAUCCCAGCCAUGGUUUUCUCGAGCACUGGGUUGGUUCCAGUAAGCCAAAGCCAAAACUCUAGGCAAGUGCAUGAGCAAAAUUUCAAAGGGGAACUUAACCCUUCUACCCAAGUCCCCAAAAUCCAACAUUUCAGUUUUUUUUUUCCCCCUAACUGCUCCUCUGGCCAUAAACCUACAGGAUGCAAGGUCUCCCCCAGCAGGGAACUGUAUAUACUUUGCGACAAUUUGCACUUUGGAAAAGGGGGUGGGAGGGGGGGUGUUUAUCUUUUUCUGGUUUUUCGUUUCCAUUUUUUUUCCGCUAUACAAACCUCUAUUUAAAAACAAAGGGGGGGAAAAAAAAAUCUUCAAAAAAUUUUGCAUUUAUGGAAAAAAAAAAUGUAAUUACGAAAAAGAAAAAAAAAAAUCUUUCAGCCAACCAAAUGUCAGGAUUUUGAGGCAGUAAAACGGCUUUGCUUUAUCACUGUUUUAAUAAUCUGAAUAUUGAGCUGGAUGUUUAUGAAGUUAAUUGUUAAGUUGAAACAAAUGAAUAUUAUAUAUUAUAUAGAAAUAAAUGCAAUAAGAGAAAUGA